CAACACUGCAUUGGCAGGGUAGGGUGUUCCAAUAAGGGCCACUCUAAAACACUUUGAUAAACUAAGUGAAUUGUUAGAGUCAGCCAAAACGGGUCUGCCACUGUGGAUGCUUGGUUUGGGUGCGGACCUCUUGUGGGCCGACAUGAACCGUCUGCUUGCCUUCCUCUUCCACCAGGGAGUGUUGGAUGAGCAAUUCUUGCAGCUUCAGCAGCUGCAGGAUGAGACCUCCCCAAACUUCGUAUCCGAGGUUGUCAACAUCUAUUUCCAUGAAUCCGAAAAGCUUCUCACCAAUCUCAGAGCUUCGCUCAUGGAGAGGGAGUUUUCGGACUAUAAGAAAAUGGGGAAUCAUUUGAAUCAGUUCAUGGGAAGUAGCUCCAGCAUUGGCGCGAAGAGAGUUAGAAACGUUUGCGUUGCAUUUCGUGCCGCUGCUGAGCAGAAUAACCGUGCUGGCUGCUUGCGAGCGUUGGAGAUGCUGGAGCAUGAGUACUGCUAUCUCAAGAACAAAUUGCAUGAAUUGUUUCAGAUUGAGCAGCAACGUGCUUUGGCUGCAGGAGUUAGAUACCCAGUGCAGGAUUAGCAAAAAGAUGAAAAUUUUGUAGGUGAUUUUGGUUUUGUGUUGUUUUCUUUCUGGUUGGUCUUUCCGGUUUUAGGCAAACCAAAGGAUGAUCAGCUUUUGUACUUGGGUGUGUAGGGAAAAGAAAAAAAGGGAUCACCGACUCUGUUGUUUGGAUUCUCUAGUGUACGUAGUGCCAUCAUGCUUAUGCUUCGCUGUAAGCUGUUCACUUUUUUAGCUAAAGUGGAUCAAAUCUAUUCAAAGUUGGUGCUCUUUCGAUUUUUACUAUUCCUAGAAACUUUUUCUUUGUAUUUUAGCCACAGUAGAGAGAAAUCGAAAUGAAACCAAAAUGUG
Vigna angularis (adzuki bean) is the source of this 907-nucleotide messenger RNA. Its product is annotated as pseudo histidine-containing phosphotransfer protein 6. Gene Ontology annotation, biological process: phosphorelay signal transduction system; phosphorylation; cytokinin-activated signaling pathway. The coding region runs from base 107 to 577 and encodes 156 amino acids. Gene Ontology annotation, molecular function: protein histidine kinase binding; histidine phosphotransfer kinase activity. NCBI's taxonomy places the organism in Eukaryota, Viridiplantae, Streptophyta, Magnoliopsida, Fabales, Fabaceae. Gene Ontology annotation, cellular component: nucleus; cytoplasm. The record is from RefSeq and is a predicted model, not a curated record. The transcript is spliced from 5 exons.